CGACAUCCUUUGCGGUGCCGCAGCACAUGGAUUGCAGGACUACCUGUGAGGAGACAAAGACAGGGAUUUGUUUGCUGCAGGAUGGUAAUCAGGAGCCUUUCAAAGUGCGGCUACACCUGGCCAAAGAUAUUCUGAUGAUCCAGGAACAGGAUGUGAUAUGUGUGUCUGGUGAGCCUUUCUAUUCUGGUGAAAGAACGGUGACCAUUAGAAGACAAACUGUAGGAGGAUUCGGAUUAAGCAUAAAGGGGGGAGCGGAACAUAACAUUCCAGUUGUCAUUUCAAAAAUCUCCAAGGAGCAAAGAGCUGAGCUCUCAGGACUGCUCUUUCUUGGGGAUGCAAUUCUGCAGAUAAAUGGGAUUAAUGUGAGAAAAUGCAGACAUGAAGAAGUGGUUCAGGUUCUUCGGAAUGCCGGAGAAGAAGUGACCCUGACGGUCUCAUUUUUUAAAAGAGCACCUGCUUUCCUCAAACUCCCACUGAACGAAGAUUGUGCAUGUGCACCGAGUGACCAGAGCAGUGGCACCUCGUCUCCCCUCUGCGACAGUGGCUUACACCUCAACUAUCAUCCCAACAACACAGACACGCUGUCCUGCUCUUCGUGGCCCGCGUCCCCGGGCCUGCGGUGGGAAAAGCGAUGGUGUGACCUCAGGCUGAUUCCUCUUCUCCAUUCCCGGUUCUCCCAGUACGUGCCCGGGACAGACCUGAGUCGGCAGAACGCUUUUCAAGUCAUCGCCGUGGACGGGGUCUGCAGUGGGAUCAUCCAGUGCCUGUCUGCUGAGGACUGUGGCGAAUGGCUGCAUGCGGUAACCACCAAUAUCUCCAGCCUCACAAAGCACAACAUUAGAAAAAUCAACAGAAACUUUCCUGUAAACCAGCAGAUUGUCUACAUGGGCUGGUGUGAAACACGGGAACAAGACCCCCUCCAGGACCGCGUGUACUCGCCAACGUUCCUAGCCCUGAGGGGCUCGUGUCUUUAUAAGUUUCUGGCGCCUCCAGUGACCACGUGGGACUGGACCCGAGCAGAGAAAACGUUUUCAGUUUACGAGAUUAUGUGCAAGGUUCUCAAGGACAGCGACCUGCUGGACCGGCGGAAACACUGCUUCACCGUGCAGUCCGAGUCUGGGGAGGAUCUCUACUUCUCCGUGGAGUUAGACUCUGACCUCGCCCAGUGGGAAAGAGCCUUCCAAACGGCAACCUUUCUGGAAGUGGAACGGAUACAGUGCAAGACAUACGCGUGUGUGCUGGAAGGCCACCUGAGGGGGCUCACGAUCGACUUCAGCACGGGCUUCAUCUGCUUUGACGCUGCGACCAAGGCAGUACUUUGGAGGUAUAAGUUUUCUCAGCUUAAAGGUUCUUCAGAUGACGGCAAGAGCAAAAUCAAAUUUUUGUUUCAGAAUCCAGAUACUAAACAGAUUGAAGCAAAGGAGCUGGAAUUUUCGAACCUAUUUGCUGUUCUUCACUGCAUUCACUCUUUCUUUGCUGCCAAGGUGGCUUGUUUGGACCCUCUCUUUUUAGGCAGUCAGGCCACUGCUUCUGCCACUCCCAGCUCCGGCAUGAUGAGCAAAGCCAAGUACAUGACCUGACAGCCUGAGCUUGGCAUCUCUCUUACCUUGACUUAUACACAGAACAGUCAUACUCGUCGCUAUAGACACUGGAGAAGCAAUCACAUCAUCAAGUCAACAGUGAAGCCAAGUUGAAAUUUCAGCAGAAAAGAAGAAGGUCAUACGGAUUUCAGAAACAUUUCUGUUUGGAAGGCCUCUGGGAAUCAUCCUGAAUGAACAGGAUAGCUUGCUGUCUGUCGGUGGGUCGGUGCCAGUAUGUUGCUUUCAUCAGAAGAGAAGACGAAAGAAUGAAUGACUCGAGUAUGUAAAUAAUAUAAAAAAUU
Molecule: messenger RNA, 1882 nt
Organism: Balaenoptera musculus (blue whale)
Lineage: Eukaryota; Metazoa; Chordata; Mammalia; Artiodactyla; Balaenopteridae
Gene: SNTG1
Product: syntrophin gamma 1
Exons: 17
Coding region: 27-1580 (517 amino acids)
Cellular component (GO): intracellular anatomical structure; dystrophin-associated glycoprotein complex
Molecular function (GO): structural molecule activity; protein binding
Source: RefSeq, a predicted model, not a curated record